Molecule: messenger RNA, 5364 nt
Organism: Oenanthe melanoleuca
Lineage: Eukaryota; Metazoa; Chordata; Aves; Passeriformes; Muscicapidae
Gene: HEPACAM
Product: hepatic and glial cell adhesion molecule
Exons: 7
Coding region: 60-1295 (411 amino acids)
Source: RefSeq, a predicted model, not a curated record
UCCGAGGGACGUGCCCAGAGUGGGGAAGCGGAGCAAUUCGGGGGGCGAGCCUGCCCGAAAUGUGGGGAGCGCCGGCUGCCCCGCGGGGCCACCCCGCUCCCCCCGGGCUGCUGCCCGUGACCUGGCUGCUGGCGCUGCACGCAGGUCUGCUGGCAGGGGUGAACAUCACCAGCCCCACGCCGCUGGUGCGCGGCACGGCGGGCAAGGCGGCGCUGCUGUCCGUGCGCUACGCCAGCGCCAGCGCCGACAAGCCGGUGGUCAAGUGGCAGCUGAAGAGGGACAAACCCGUCACCGUGGUCCAGUCCAUCGGCACCGAGAUCAUCGGCAACCUGCGGCCCGACUACCGCGACCGCAUCCGCGUGCUGGAGAACGGCUCGCUGCUCAUCAGCCCCCUGCAGCUGGCGGAUGAAGGCGCCUACGAGGUGGAGGUGUCCAUCACCGACGACACCUUCACUGGCGAGAAGACCAUCAACCUCACCGUGGACAUUCCCAUCUCAAAGCCACAAGUGCUGGUGGCCUCCUCAACGGUGCUGGAGCUCAGUGAGUUCUUCACCCUCAACUGCUCACACGAGAAUGGCACCAAACCCACCUACACCUGGCUGAAGGACGGGCGGCCGCUCAGCAACGACUCCCGCCUGCUCCUCUCCCCUGACCAGAAGAUCCUCACCAUCACCCGGGUUCUCAUGGCUGAUGAUGAUGUCUACAGCUGCCUGGUGGAGAACCCCAUCAGCCACGGCCGCAGUGUCCCCGUGAAGCUCACUGUUUACCGCCGGAGUUCUCUUUACAUCAUCCUGUCCACGGGUGGAAUCUUCCUUCUUGUCACCCUGGUGACAGUUUGUGCCUGCUGGAAACCCUCCAAGAAGGAGAAGCGACAAGCGGAGGCACAACCAACCUCUGACUACGCCGAGCAGGAUGAGGAGCGCCUGAAGCACGAGGCCGAAGGCAUCCCACGGAGCGGCGAGCACGAGCGCAAGAACCCCGUGGCUUUGUACAUCCUUAAAGAUAAGGACUCGCCAGAGGCGGAGGAGGAUGCGCUGCCCGAGCCCCGCGGCACAGUGGAGCCAGGUUACACCAGCUCGCCGGUACCAGCGGCCGGUCGCUCGCCAGGACCAGUGGGGCGUUCGACUCGCCGUUACCACCGCUCGCCAGCUCGCUCACCCGCCUCGACCCGGACCCACAGGUCACCCCCGGGCUCUCCCGCACGCUCCCGCGGCGCCCCGCGGCUGCUGCGGACUGCGGGCGUGCACGUCAUCCGGGAGCAGGAGGAGGCCAACGCCGUGGAGAUCAGUGCCUGAGCAGGGCGGACUGUGCGCGCUUUGGUGGCAGCGUGCGAGCGAGCGGGGACACCGGCACGGCCACGCUGCCGCCACCGAGCGAGCGGGGACACCGGCACAGCCCUGCUCCCACCGCUGGGCGUCAUUCCGCUCGGCGUAAAGUCACUAAUUUCCUAUUGAUCCCACCCAGAGCUCCCCUCUUCCGUCCCCCAUCUUCCUGGGACAUCGCUUUAAUGGCUUUCUCGCCGGGACGAGUGUGCGGGGAGCGUGCAGAAAGCACAGGCGUGUGCGGAGAGAACAUGCAAUCAGUGCACGGAGGGAGUGCCAGAGGGUGCGCACUAAGCACUGCACAGAGCGGGCAUGCAUGGGGCGUGCAGGAGGGCGAGGGACUGUGCACAUGGCGGGCAGGCACGAGGGUGUGCAGCAGGUGUGCACACAGUGUGGAGCCCGUGGGGAGAACACGGAGCGUGCAGCUGAGACUGCACAGAGUGUGCCCAGAGCGUGUGUGGAGUGUGCAGAGAGACCACUGAACCUGCAUGGCCUGUGUGAGCGUGCCAGCACAGGGUGUGUGUUCCAAGUGUGCACAGAGUGUGCAUGGAGCACGUGGAGUGAACAGGCACGCAGCAUCUGCAUGGAACAUGCAUGAGCAAAGAGGGUGUGUGCAGUGCUUGCACAAAGCACACAGAGUGUGUGGUGUUUGUGGAGAGAGUGAGCACAGAGUGAGCAGUUGAGUGUGCUCAGAGCAGGCAUAGGAGUGAACCUGCAGGGCUGGCACAGGGUGUGUGGAGCCUGCAGUGAGUGUGCACAGUGUGUGUGCAGUGUUUGCACAGGGUGUGUGGAGCCUGCAGUGAGUGUGCACAGUGUGUGUUCAGUGUUUGCACAGGGUGCGUGGAGCCUGCAGUGAGUGUGCACAGUGUGUGUGCAGUGUUUGCACAGGGUGUGCAUGGAGCCUGCAGUGGGUGUGCACAGUGUGUGUGCAGUGCUGGCACAGGGUGUGCAUGGAGCCUGCAGUGGGUGUGCACAGUGUGUGUGCACAGUGUGUGUGCAGUGCUGGCACAGGGUGUGUGGAGCCUGCAGUGAGUGUGCACAGUGUGUGUGCAGUGUUUGUACAGGGUGUGUGGAGCCUGCAGUGAGUGUGCACAGUGUGUGUGCAGUGUUUGCACAGGGUGUGUGGAGCCUGCAGUGAGUGUGCACAGUGUGUGUGCAGUGCUGGCACAGGGUGUGUGGAGCCUGCAGUGAGUGUGCACAGUGUGUGUGCAGUGUUUGCACAGGGUGUGUGGAGCCUGCAGUGGGUGUGCACAGUGUGUGUGCAGUGCUGGCACAGGGUGUGCAUGGAGCCUGCAGUGGGUGUGCACAGUGUGUGUGCAGUGCUGGCACAGGGUGUGUGGAGCCUGCAGUGAGUGUGCACAGUGUGUGUGCAGUGUUUGCACAGGGUGUGCAUGGAGCCUGCAGUGGGUGUGCACAGUGUGUGUGCAGUGCUGGCACAGGGUGUGCAUGGAGCCUGCAGUGGGUGUGCACAGUGUGUGUGCACAGUGUGUGUGCAGUGCUGGCACAGGGUGUGUGGAGCCUGCAGUGAGUGUGCACAGUGUGUGUGCAGUGUUUGUACAGGGUGUGUGGAGCCUGCAGUGAGUGUGCACAGUGUGUGUGCAGUGUUUGCACAGGGUGUGUGGAGCCUGCAGUGAGUGUGCACAGUGUGUGUGCAGUGUUUGCACAGGGUGUGUGGAGCCUGCAGUGAGUGUGCACAGUGUGUGUGCAGUGCUGGCACAGGGUGUGUGGAGCCUGCAGUGAGUGUGCACAGUGUGUGUGCAGUGCUGGCACAGGGUGUGUGGAGCCUGCAGUGAGUGUGCACAGUGUGUGUGCAGUGUUUGCACAGGCUGUGUGGAGCCUGCAGUGAGUGUGCACAGUGUGUGUGCAGUGCUGGCACAGGGUGUGUGGAGCCUGCAGUGAGUGUGCACAGUGUGUGUGCAGUGUUUGCACAGGCUGUGUGGAGCCUGCAGUGAGUGUGCACAGUGUGUGUGCAGUGCUGGCACAGGGUGUGCAUGGAGCCUGCAGUGAGUGUGCACAGUGUGUGUGCAGUGCUGGCACAGGGUGUGUGGAGCCUGCAGUGAGUGUGCACAGUGUGUGUGCAGUGUUUGCACAGGGUGUGUGGAGCCUGCAGUGGGUGUGCACAGUGUGUGUGCAGUGUUUGCACAGGGUGUGUGGAGCCUGCAGUGGGUGUGCACAGUGUGUGUGCAGUGUUUGCACAGGGUGUGUGGAGCCUGCAGUGAGUGUGCACAGUGUGUGUGCAGUGUUUGCACAGGGUGUGCAUGGAGCCUGCAGUGGGUGUGCACAGUGUGUGUGCACAGUGUGUGUGCAGUGCUGGCACAGGGUGUGUGGAGCCUGCAGUGAGUGUGCACAGUGUGUGUGCAGUGUUUGCACAGGCUGUGUGGAGCCUGCAGUGAGUGUGCACAGUGUGUGUGCAGUGCUGGCACAGGGUGUGCAUGGAGCCUGCAGUGAGUGUGCACAGUGUGUGUGCAGUGUUUGCACAGGCUGUGUGGAGCCUGCAGUGAGUGUGCACAGUGUGUGUGCAGUGCUGGCACAGGGUGUGUGGAGCCUGCAGUGGGUGUGCACAGUGUGUGUGCAGUGUUUGCACAGGGUGUGCAUGGAGCCUGCAGUGAGUGUGCACAGUGUGUGCAGUGCUGGCACAGGGUGUGUGGAGCCUGCAGUGAGUGUGCACAGUGUGUGUGCAGUGUUUGCACAGGCUGUGUGGAGCCUGCAGUGAGUGUGCACAGUGUGUGUGCAGUGCUGGCACAGGGUGUGUGGAGCCUGCAGUGAGUGUGCACAGUGUGUGUGCAGUGUUUGCACAGGGUGUGCAUGGAGCCUGCAGUGAGUGUGCACAGUGUGUGUGCAGUGUUUGCACAGGGUGUGUGGAGCCUGCAGUGGGUGUGCACAGUGUGUGUGCAGUGCUGGCACAGGGUGUGUGGAGCCUGCAGUGAGUGUGCACAGUGUGUGUGCAGUGCUGGCACAGGCUGUGUGUGGAGCCUGCAGUGAGUGUGCACAGUGUGUGUGCAGUGCUGGCACAGGGUGUGUGGAGCCUGCAGUGAGUGUGCACAGUGUGUGUGCAGUGUUUGCACAGGGUGUGUGGAGCCUGCAGUGAGUGUGCACAGUGUGUGUGCAGUGUUUGCACAGGGUGUGUGGAGCCUGCAGUGAGUGUGCACAGUGUGUGUGCAGUGUUUGCACAGGGUGUGUGGAGCCUGCAGUGAGUGUGCACAGUGUGUGUGCAGUGCUGGCACAGGGUGUGUGGAGCCUGCAGUGGGUGUGCACAGUGUGUGUGCAGUGCUGGCACAGGCUGUGUGGUGCACAUGGAGAGAACGAGCACAAAGCAGCUGAGCAAGCUUGGGGGUGCACACGCACACGGGGAGCACACAUGUGUGUGCAAGAGCACAGUGCCUGCCCACAGUGGCACACCCCCAUGCAUGGAGCAUGACAUGCACUGGCACACAAGCUCGCCCAAGGGCACAACAUGCAUCAGGCAGUCUAAACAGGGGGCUCCUUCCUGCCUCCCCAGCUCCCCAGCUGCAAUGUCCCCUAAACGUGGGCUGGAAGCCUGGGCCCAAGCAUUGGCCCUUUGCCACGGUAGGAUUUUCUGUGAAAAUCCCCGGGUUUUAGGGCACACAACGCUGUCUCUCCCCAAGCCUUCAUGGGAAAUAGGUUUAGGAUGAAAAGCAGAGAGUGGCUGGCCGAGUGAGCCAGGCCCUGGGGCACCCGGGGUGGGUGCCAGGGCACCCCGCAGUGCUCGGGGUGCACUACUAACCAAUAAACUAAACGUACUACCCAUCUGGUGGUGGCACCCUUGGGUGUCUUUGUGGGACAGCGGUCACCCAGGAUGGGGGGACACACGAGAAGUGGCUGACAGGUAAGACCACACAAACCCGAUGCACCUGGCUGGCACUCCAACUGGCACUUGACCUUGGAAUGUUCCCUCUGGUACCUACUGGUGGUGUCCUCAGCUGAGAGCCCAUUUCUUCUUAAUUUGUCUUCCUCUGAAUGUGGCGAAGGAAAAGGGGAAUUUAUUCUGACUAAUUAAAUUCAUUAACUGCUGGUGUCCCCC